Ceraceosorus bombacis is the source of this 429-nucleotide messenger RNA. NCBI's taxonomy places the organism in Eukaryota, Fungi, Basidiomycota, Exobasidiomycetes, Ceraceosorales, Ceraceosoraceae. The record is from the annotation of a GenBank genome assembly.
AUGGUCUUUGGAUACCUGACUGGCCAGCAAUGCUUCGAUCAGGAUUGUCCUGUCGGUCUCUGCAACUGCUACUCUGGCUGUACUUGCGCUGGGGGCGAGGGACCAGGCGGACCACCUAGCAGAUUCAAGAGGGUGAGUAAAGACUGAGUGCGACUGCGAUGCAACCAACGAUGCCAAAGUUGGCGCAGACCCAAAUGAACGAGGGCUUCGUUUGCUUUUAUUCUCACACACCCACAGAGCAUAUCAGACUCCGACUCACUGGCUGCACCUUUGCUUCAACCUCGAGAUGACUCGUCCUCCAUCCACGGCUUGGAUAGUCCUGCGCUAAGCACCAGAGAUCAGACCCUGGGAGCUUAUGGCAGUAUCGGUGGCAGGGGAGAACGAUACCGCCCUCCGGUAUGCCAUGGAGCUCAUGGCUGUCCGCCUUGA